Molecule: messenger RNA, 4062 nt
Organism: Cyprinus carpio (common carp)
Lineage: Eukaryota; Metazoa; Chordata; Actinopteri; Cypriniformes; Cyprinidae
Product: GMP synthase [glutamine-hydrolyzing]-like
Biological process (GO): GMP biosynthetic process
Cellular component (GO): cytosol
Molecular function (GO): GMP synthase (glutamine-hydrolyzing) activity; GMP synthase activity; ATP binding
Source: RefSeq, a predicted model, not a curated record
UUUUGAGUCUCAGCGUCAAACUCCUCCCUAUUCAGCAGGCGCAUACCGAGCAGAGGCGCGAGCUGCUGCUGUAGUAGUAAGCGGCCAGCAGGCGAGUGCGUGACACCGGCAAACGAUCACACGGAAGAGAGAGAGAGCCGCUGAACACGCGUACCACACAAACACGGAAAGACAGGACUGUCCGCUCUACAUCACACAUUCAUGGCGCUGUGCAACGGGGAGAGCAAGCUGGAUAUCAUCGGAGAGCCUAAAGAUGGUUUAUGUUCCUACGAGGGUGCCGUGGUGAUCCUAGACGCGGGAGCACAGUAUGGGAAAGUGAUUGACAGGCGGGUACGAGAGCUGUUUGUCCAGUCUGAGAUUCUGCCUUUGGAGACGCCAGCCUUCGCCAUCAGAGAGCAAGGUUUCAGGGCCAUUAUUAUAUCCGGAGGGCCAAACUCUGUCUAUGCUGAAGAUGCACCCUGGUUUGAUCCAGCCAUAUUCACCAUCGGAAAACCAGUUCUCGGAAUCUGCUAUGGAAUGCAGAUGAUGAAUAAAGUUUUUGGAGGCACAGUACACAGGAAGAGUGUGAGGGAGGACGGUGUUUUCAGCAUUACAUUGGACAAUUCCUGCUCGCUCUUCAGGGGGCUGCAAAAGGAGGAAAAUGUUCUGCUGACACAUGGAGACAGUGUUGACAAAGUAGCAGAUGGUUUCAAAGUUGUUGCACAGUCAGGAAACAUUGCGGCCGCCAUUGCUAAUGAGCAGAAGAAACUUUACGGCACUCAGUUUCAUCCAGAGGUCGAUCUGACUGAGAGGGGGAUGGACAUGCUACGCAACUUCCUGUUUGAGAUUGCUGGCUGUAGCAGCAACUUUACAGUACAGAACCGUCAGCUGAACUGCAUCAGUGAGAUCAGAGAGAAGGUGGACAAAUCCAAAGUUCUGGUGUUAUUGAGUGGUGGUGUAGAUUCCACUGUGUGCACAGCCCUGCUGAAUAAAGCCCUAAAUCAGGAGCAAGUGAUUGCAGUUCACAUCGACAAUGGCUUCAUGAGAAAGAGAGAGAGUCAGAGUGUUGAGGAAGCUUUGACUAAACUCGGCAUCAAACUCAAAGUGGUAAACGCAGCGCACACCUUUUACAAUGGCACAACGACCCUUCCAAUAUCAGAAGAGGAUCGCACACCCAGGAAACGCAUCAGCAAAACGCUUAACAUGACCACCAAUCCAGAAGAGAAACGGAAAAUCAUUGGGGAUACGUUUGUAAAAGUUGCAAAUGAAGUGAUCGGAGAGAUGAAUCUGAAGCCAGAGGAUGUGUUCUUGGCGCAAGGCACGCUCAGGCCAGAUCUUAUUGAGAGUGCGUCUCACCUGGCUAGCGGGAAGGCAGAAGUUAUCAAAACGCACCACAACGACACAGAACUCAUCCGCAAACUCAGAGACGAGGGUAAAGUAAUCGAGCCACUGAAGGAUUUCCAUAAGGAUGAAGUGAGAGCACUAGGUCGAGAGCUGGGGCUCCCUGAAGAGAUCGUCUCCCGACAUCCCUUCCCUGGUCCAGGCCUUGCCAUCAGAGUGAUAUGCGCUGAUGAGCCUUACAUCUGUAAAGACUUUGCUGAGACCAACAACAUCCUGAAAAUCAUCACAGACUUCUCUGCCAGUGUCAAAAAGCCACACACCCUUCUUCAGAGAGUGAAGUCAUGUAUAUCAGAUGAGGAGGAAGAGAAACUCAUGCAGAUCACCAGCCUUCAUUCACUGAAUGCCUUUCUGCUGCCAAUUAAAACUGUCGGUGUCCAGGGUGACUCCCGGUCAUACAGUUAUGUUUGUGGGGUGAGCAGUAAAGAGGCCCCUCACUGGGAUUCACUGAUGUUCCUGGCCAGACUCAUCCCUCGGAUCUGUCACUCCAUCAACAGAGUUGUUUACGUUUUCGGAUCACACGUAAAGGAGCCGCCCACUGACAUCACGCCCACCUUCCUGACCACUGGUGUACUCAGCACGCUAAGACAGGCAGACUUUGUAGCACACUCCAUUUUAAGAGAGUCCGGCUACUCAAGUAAGAUCAGCCAGAUGCCAGUCAUCCUCACCCCACUGCACUUUGAUCGUGACCCGCUGCAGAAGCAGCCGUCCUGCAGACGUUCCGUCGUCAUCAGAACCUUCAUCACCAGUGACUUCAUGACCGGCAUCGCCGCUACUCCAGACAACCAAAUCCCUGAAGAGGUGGUUCUCAAGAUGGUCAACGAGAUCAAGAAAAUCCCAGGCAUCUCGAGAGUGAUGUAUGACCUGACGUCCAAGCCACCGGGAACCACCGAGUGGGAGUAGAACAGUGGACUAUUGUACCUUCUGAUUUAUCCUUGUCGACUCCUCUUCUACCUCCCCUUUUCCCAGUACUGCUACAUUCCCCCCCAAAUCCUUUUUCUCCACUCUCGCCACCCCCUUUAGUCACGCCGCCCUGUCAUUGUCCCACUGAGACCGGAACAUUCCCUACAAUGGCAGGUUGUACUGUGAUUGGCGUUAAACUGACAACGCCACUUCAGUUCCGCCUCAUUAUCUGGGGUCGGUUGUAAUAUUGGUAUUAUAAUUGUUAUUGUUAUCCUCAUCACUGAUGAUGAUAAUGAUGAUACAUUUACAUCUUUUUUUUUUUUUUUUAAAUCAGCUCUCUGUUUAAUGCAUUGUGACAGGUCACUCCUCCACGCUUUCUGUUGUAGCCACUGAAGGUCUAAGAUCAUUUUAGGGCAGUUGACUGUCCAUGUGCAGCAUGACACGAAGAAAGCCGUUUUUUAAGCAAAUCUACUCAUUUAAGGGUUAAGCUCCAAGUGUUGCUGCUUUCUGCCUUUAAGAUAAACUUGUUUUCAUUAACUCAGUUUGUGCAGUGUUGAUUUUGGUUUGGAUUUCUUACCUGAAUCCUUCGUUGGAAGUGGCAGGUAAAGACUAGCAGUAGUAGCUCCUUAAACAUGACCAGUCGAUGUUUAUUUGCCAAAUACAGAUGAGAUCAGACAGUUUGCUGAAUGACGGUCUUACGCUGUGGACGGGUUGGUUCAUCACAGAGGUUUUGCUGUGAAGGAGUCUCCUAAAUCUGGAGGCCUCCUGAAAUUUGUGCCUGUUUUAUCUUCUUUUCUUUUUUUUUCAGGGAUGUGACUUUAUUUUAUGGUGAAUUAUUUUCUUCCGUCUUUUCAGGCAAAUGAUUUUUGAGAUGUGAAUAGUGAUAAGUGAGAAAAUGUGUUAUUACUGAUGUCUGCAUAUUAUACAUCACCAUCAUGUUUGAGUUUGCCUAGGCUGGUCUUAUAAACAUGUAAGAUCAACAGUGUACUUAUUUUCACCAAUAAAGGCCUUUUUUUUUUCUUUUUUCUUUUUUUGUGCGUGUGUGCUAGGUAGAGCAAUAGGGUUUUCAAAGGCAGAUGAAAUGAUAUUUACAGGAGGAGGAAGCAUAGGUGAUUGAUAUGACACCAGAUGAGGGGCAUCAUCCCACAAAGAACGCCAAGUCUUUUUGAUUUGGGUUGGGCUUAACUGAAUUUGGACCACGAGUUAGUCAAUAUUUGAGUCCUCCUGUGCGUGUGGCCUCAUUAUUAAUAUUCCACCCCUUUAACAGAAGCCUGUUCUUAUGUAUAGAGAGAGGGGGCUUUGAUUGGACUCAAAUGGAGUUCUGUGUCUAGCCCUUUGUCUAAUUUAUGAUGUAGAGAAUUGUGAUAUGAAUAACAUGCUCGGUAUUUAUUGUCUUUAAAGAUGUCAUUUCAAAACGUUCUGUUGUCAUUAUAGCAAAAAACUCAAUGCAAGAUGAACUUGUCUUAAUCGCAAAUCUUGUUCUUAAUGUCUUUUUUUCUCAGUGUCACCUUUACCAUGUGUAUAUUUUACUUGUCUAAUAGUAAUCCAUCUAUCAAGUUUAAAUUCCUAGUGGGUAAACUGCAAUAUUACUUGAUAUUCAGUUUAAUUUAUGCAAUUCUAUGUUGAUUCUCCCUCCCCCUUCUUUUUUUUGUCUAAACCUGAACAAUGCUGUUUUACCUUAGUAUUGUGCCUCAGACCAAGCCACCGCAUGCAGUUUGAAACUGAUAUUUGUAUAAUGCAAACUGAGCUUUAAUAAAGAACUCUGUGUUCAGAUUUCUCUCA